This is a messenger RNA of Cynara cardunculus var. scolymus (artichoke), 1005 nucleotides long. Its product is annotated as probable xyloglucan endotransglucosylase/hydrolase protein B. Gene Ontology annotation, cellular component: apoplast; cell wall. The coding region runs from base 84 to 980 and encodes 298 amino acids. Lineage: Eukaryota; Viridiplantae; Streptophyta; Magnoliopsida; Asterales; Asteraceae. The record is from RefSeq and is a predicted model, not a curated record. Gene Ontology annotation, molecular function: hydrolase activity, hydrolyzing O-glycosyl compounds; xyloglucan:xyloglucosyl transferase activity. The transcript has 4 exons. Gene Ontology annotation, biological process: cell wall biogenesis; xyloglucan metabolic process.
ACAAUCCGGUGAUAGAAACAAGAGAGUCUUCUGGACUAACUGCAGGCAAAACUUUAUCCUAUUUGAGGGGUUGAGUGGAAGGAAUGGGUCAAAUAAGCAGGGGAAGAUAUGUUUUCGUGUUGGUGGUUAUAUUGGUCAUGGGCCUUGGUGUUGUGAUGGGAGUAGCCCCGAAGAAGCCAGUAGCAGUGCCGUUUGGGAAGAACUAUAUGCCUACCUGGGCAUUCGACCACAUUAAGUACUUCAAGGGUGGUUCACAUAUUCAGUUGUCACUGGACAAAUACAGUGGGACUGGUUUCCAAUCCAAGGGUUCUUACCUUUUCGGCCACUUCAGUAUGCAAAUUAAAAUGGUUCCAGGAGAUUCUGCCGGCACCGUCACUGCUUUUUAUUUGUCGUCUCAAAACUCGGAACAUGAUGAGAUAGAUUUUGAGUUCUUAGGGAACAGGACAGGGCAACCAUACAUCCUACAAACAAAUGUAUUCACGGGGGGUAAGGGUAAUAGGGAGCAACGUAUCUAUCUAUGGUUUGAUCCUACCAAAGCUUACCACUCAUACUCCGUUUUGUGGAAUCUCUACCAGAUAGUCUUCUUUGUAGAUGAUGUUCCUAUCAGAGUGUUCAAAAAUAGCAAAGACUUGGGGGUCAAAUUCCCUUUCAAUCAACCCAUGAAGAUAUAUUCAAGCCUAUGGAAUGCAGAUGACUGGGCAACCAGGGGUGGAUUGGAGAAGACUGAUUGGUCCAAGGCACCCUUUGUGGCUGCCUACAAGAACUUCCAUAUUGAUGGUUGUCAAUCCUCCGUGAAUGCCAAGUCUUGUGCAACCCAAGGCAAACACUGGUGGGACCAAAAGCAAUUUCAAGAUCUUGAUUCUUACCAAUGGCGUCGUCUUCGAUGGAUUCGUAGAAAAUUCACCAUCUAUAACUAUUGUACUGAUCGUAAACGGUUUUCCAUCAUGCCCCGUGAAUGCAAAAGAGACCGUGACAUCUAACCAAUAACCAUAUUUACCUUUAUAU